AACUGUCGCCUCGUAACAGCAGAACUAACAUAAACUUUAAUAUGUCGUCCAGCUCUGGUUACUCGCUUUCCAAGAUCAAUCCCAAGUUACUAAGAAGGAUAUACCGGGCUUGUAGACCAUCUUUGGACGAGCCCAACUUGGCGUUGAACUUGGAGAUAUGUGAUUAUGUCAAUGCCAAGCAGGGUUCAAUCCCUAGGGAUGCUGCCAUCACUGUUGUCAAAUUGAUUAGUCAAAAGGACCCUCAAACAAGCGAAUUGGCUUUGUCAUUAUUGGAUAACUUGGUGAAAAAUUGUGGAUAUCCCUUUCACUUGCAGGUGUCUCGCAAGGAGUUUUUGAAUGAGUUGGUCAAGAGGUUCCCCGAAAGACCUCCCUUGAGGUAUACCAGAGUCCAAAGAUUGAUAUUGGCUCAGAUCGAGGAAUGGUACCAAACCAUUUGUAAGACCUCCAAGUACAAAGAAGACUUUGGUUACAUCAAAAACAUGCACACAUUAUUGAGCCACAAAGGAUAUAUUUUCCCCGAGGUCAAGGUUGAAGACGCUGCUGUAUUGAAUCCGGCUGAUACUUUGAAGUCUUUUGAAGAAUUGCAAAAGGAAGAGGAAGUGGUCAACAGUGCCAAGUUGCAAGAAUUGAUCAGAAGAGGUAGGCCACAGGACUUGCUGGAGGCUAAUAAGUUGAUGAAGAUUAUGGCCGGUUUCAAGGAAAGUAAUAAGGUGGAAGAGAAUAAACAGCAAAUUCUUCAAGACAUUGCUAGAUUGAAGCGGAAAGCGGAGAUUUUGGAUGAGAUGUUAACCGCCAUCCAACAAAAUGGCGGAAAGAUUGAAGAGUCUAAUGAAGCUGCUCAUGAAUUGUAUGGUUCGGUUAAGAGUAAUCAACCAAUCAUAAACAAAAUCAUUGAAGAAGAACAUGAUAAUGAACAAAGAGUCGGCGAGUUAUUGUCCUUGAAUGACAAUAUCAACACUUUGAUCAAUAAGUUCCAAUUGUUGAAAGGCGGUAAAGUUGAUGAGGCUUCAAAGAUGAAAGCCAACCUUAAUCAGGACUUGAAUUUGAUUGACUUUGAUGAUGAUGAACCUAUCAGUAAUGAUCAAACUGGCAAGGAUACCCAGGGCUAUAACGAUUUAUUAAGUGACUUGACCAGCUUAUCGUUUGGUGGAGAGCCAUCCAAGAAGACCAAUGAUGACAUUUUGAAUUUGUUUGGAUCAGGUGGCUCGAUAGCUUUAGGCUCAAACACUCCCCAACCUACUGAACCUUCAAGCAAAGAUUUCGAUCUCUUAGCUGGUUUCAGCUCGCCAUCUCCUCAAUUGCAAUCAAAUGUCCAAACUACACCUGUUCAGUCUAACAACGUUUUGGAUGCAUUUGAGUUGAGUUUCCCAUCAAGCACCCCAUCAAAUAUCACAUCCACCAUUUCUAAAAAGACCAUUCACCAAUCGAAAGCCAUACAAAUUGAUGUCGAGCUCUACAGCACCGGUACUACAGUAAAUGGUAAAUUUUUCUUCAGAAACGUGGGGAUUCCAACAUCCACCAUAGCGGUGUUCAAGUUCUUGGUGGCCGCUCCUAAGAGUUGUAAACUAGAAUUAAAACCUCAAAGUGGUGAAACAUUGUCUGGAGGACUGAGUUUCAUCAGUCAAGAGUUCACCAUCCAAAAUGACUUGAACAAGCCUUUGAAGAUCAAAUGGAAGGCGGAUUACACCUAUCAGUUCAGUCAGACGACACAAACUGAAACUGGUGUAAGCGAAUUAUAGCCCAAACAACUGCUUUAAAUAGACCCUAGAUCGAGAGAAUCACAUAAUUCCGUACAUUAUAAAAAAUCCCUAAUCCUAAUUUGGUUUGACCAAAGUAUCAUCAAUGAUGAAAAUGUACCCAUUGUCGACCUGCUUAGCCAUAAUGACAUUAAUCUUGGUACCAUCGUCAGAAACCAACCCAAUCUUUUCACCUACCUGCACAAUUUCCACUUGUUUUCCACUCAACAAAGUGGCCUUUACAGACCGUUCAGUGAUCUUCAAGUCCUCAAAAUUCAUAACAAUAUGAUUGGAAACAAAAUAGCUCAAGUUGGACUCAACGACUUCAUCUUCGUUUCCUUCGGAUAAACUCUUGGGGAACUCCCAGGGUUUAAGUCCGCCCAACUUGGUCAGAAUGGCAUUAUCGGUUGGGCAGAUGAUCAACAAAGACUCGGCCAAAGACUCAGUCUUCUCAUUGAUUUCCAGGUUGUCUCUUAUGUACCCAGCAAACACAGAAAUCGAGGUAUAUUGAGGUAAGAUCGAUUGAAGUAAAAGAGCAGAAGUGGAUUCUUCCAUAACCACUUGAUCUCUCUUUUGUACUUGUUCUGCUUCAACAUCACUCUUGAAUGUGGCAAAAUUGACAACGUUCUUUGCAUCUCGUUUGCUACUGAGGCUGCUGAGGCCCACCUUAACGUCGUCAAGGUUGUACACGUUCUUUGCGUCUCGUUUGCUAUUGAGGACGCUGAGGCCCACCUUAACAUCAUCAAGAUUGUACACAUUCUUUGCGUCUCUUUUGGCAUUCUUUUCAUCAUUUACUGCAUCCUUGAACUUAUUGAGGUCAAAGACGUUCUUUGCCAAAGCACCCAUCACCAAAUAAAGUAAAAAAAUUGCAAAUCUCAUGGUGCUCCUUGUGUGAACUGAUGUUUUUGUGACC
Yamadazyma tenuis ATCC 10573 is the source of this 2649-nucleotide messenger RNA. It is a transcript of the gene GGA2, whose product is annotated as phosphatidylinositol 4-phosphate-binding protein. Gene Ontology annotation, cellular component: trans-Golgi network. The record is from RefSeq and is a predicted model, not a curated record. Lineage: Eukaryota; Fungi; Ascomycota; Pichiomycetes; Serinales; Debaryomycetaceae. Gene Ontology annotation, molecular function: phosphatidylinositol binding; ubiquitin binding. Gene Ontology annotation, biological process: Golgi to vacuole transport; Golgi to endosome transport; protein transport to vacuole involved in ubiquitin-dependent protein catabolic process via the multivesicular body sorting pathway.